UUUCUAAGCAUUCAUUAAGAUAGUAAUUAGCAAUAUUAAGAAAAUCGAUAAGUACUAAAUGGUAGUGACGUCACCGUUGCAAAUUGAUAGUUAUAAAGGGGGGAAUAAUACAUAUAUUUCGAAAUAUCUUGCAAUUGAAUUCAUUUCCCUCUAUUCGAAUUUCAAAUACAGACUCCCCAACUCUCUCUCUUUCUCUCUCUAGAAUAAUUUUCACGUUGAUUUUUUCAGUCUCUCGUAUGCACAAGUAAAUGGCACGGCCGUGGUUUUCCGUUGAUAAGAAAGAAGACGAAGAAGAAUCGGCAGUAGUAGGGUUUCUGCGGAGAGUGGCUGCAGUGAUGGGAGUUUUCUUUAGCUGUUUCCGUAUCAAAGAUCUCAGUUCUACUCCGGAGCCUUUGAUCGCUCCCAAUAAUCAUACACUGUCAUCGGUAUUCCUUCCGGAUGAAGAUAAUUCACAUGGAAAUGGAGAACAAGUUUGGAAUUCGCUGCCAGAAGAAGUUCAUGCCAGGGAGCUCAAGGAUGAGGCCAAGUUCCUCAAAGCAUGUGGAACUUUACUCGAAACUCCUGUUGAAAUUAGAAAUGCCUUGCGGGAAUGUGUUGAUACAUCGGCUCAGAAAGAAGUAUCGCCGAAUUUCAGUCCCAGUGCAUCCAUUGAGAAAUUGAAACUGGAGAAGCAAUCCGAUGAAUCUCCUAAACCUGUCAAAAUUUGUGAAGAAUGGGUAACUGGAUCGGGUUCAUUAGUGGACAAUUCCAGCAGCUCAAUGACUGAUGGGAAUUAUACCAGAAGAGACUCUAUGAACUCCAUUCAGAGCAAUGAUGUUGAGAAUGUUGUUACCCCAACAGACGUGCCUGAUAAUGGAACUUACUCACCUGAAGUUUUUGCAACAAGUGUAAAAUGCAAAAACAAGUCUGUUCGGUUUGAGUGCCAGUCCGAUAGUUCCUCAUUUUCGUCUGAAAGUUCUGGUACGUACUCUGGAUCAGCUGGUAAUUCUAGUGUAUCAAAACCAUCACCAUAUCCAACACCACUAAAAUUAACCGACGAGAUGCAAACCCCUGGCACUGCAUUCCCUACAUUCAUGAACAAUUUGGCCGGUGGAAAGCCUAACAGGGUCCGCUCACAAUAUGUGUACUCUGUCUUAAACCCAAUCGACUAUCCCUCUCAGUUGAAAGAAUUGGAGGAGGAUCACCUGAGAGAAUCUCCGAAGCCAAAUGAAGAAGCAACCUCGUUAUUGAGCCCAACACUGGUCAGAGUGACAGAAGAAAAUUCCUCUGGAAAAGAUUGUAAGAAUGAAGCGAGCUUGUCUUCUUGGUUGAAACCAACACGUUUAACCAACGAAGAUGGUAAUAUGGAACAGAUUGGUGCUGAAAAUGUUCAUUGUGGCACAAGUCCAGGAGAUAGGCCUAUUCUGGGGAUGGUUGCAGUUCACUGGAAUGAUGAUGGAACCUCUCACGUUUCUCCUAAAUGGUGGGAUGGAAAUGGGAUCCCGAAUACAACUAACAAGUACAAAGAGGAUCAGAAAGUUAGUUGGCAUGCAACACCAUUUGAGGAGAGGCUCGAAAAAGCAUUGUCUGAUGAUACCAUUAUAUACCAGAGGAAGCCUAUGAGUGGGAGUGGGACACCGCCAAAGAUUGAGUUCAACGAAUCUGAAGAAGAAUCUGAUACUGCUUCAUCAAAAGUGCAAUCUUCUUCAACACAUCUAAAAUCUGUUGCUUCAUUUUGAUAUCGGUCCAUUUACUACUACUGUGUACGGUCGACAUACUUUUUCCAUUAUUAUCAAGUGUCGAAAUUUGGAACAGUUCUGAGCAGAAUUUUGGAGUGUACCGAUAUAGCGAUGAAUAGUAUAUAGUAAACAAGUGCAAGUUCUCAGCCUUAAACCUAUC
Molecule: messenger RNA, 1878 nt
Organism: Erythranthe guttata (spotted monkey flower)
Lineage: Eukaryota; Viridiplantae; Streptophyta; Magnoliopsida; Lamiales; Phrymaceae
Product: protein JASON
Biological process (GO): male meiosis II
Source: RefSeq, a predicted model, not a curated record